Messenger RNA from Hippoglossus stenolepis (Pacific halibut), 1674 nucleotides. It is a transcript of the gene rangrf, whose product is annotated as RAN guanine nucleotide release factor. The record is from RefSeq and is a predicted model, not a curated record. Gene Ontology annotation, cellular component: nucleus. Gene Ontology annotation, molecular function: transmembrane transporter binding; small GTPase binding; guanyl-nucleotide exchange factor activity. The transcript is spliced from 3 exons. Bases 494 to 1063 code for a protein of 189 amino acids. NCBI's taxonomy places the organism in Eukaryota, Metazoa, Chordata, Actinopteri, Pleuronectiformes, Pleuronectidae. Gene Ontology annotation, biological process: regulation of sodium ion transmembrane transporter activity; regulation of membrane depolarization; heart contraction.
GUUUGACAGCUUGUGGAAUUAUUAGGAUUAUUAUGAUGAUGAUUAUUAUCAUACUCUCAGGGAACGUUUUUUUCUGUACAAAUACUUUUACUUGUGUUCAAAUUGGACAAUCGAUUUGAUUUUUGUUUUUUAAACAAUUCCUCCUAAAUACAAGGAAGUACACUUCAAAACUGUUAAUGAAAGUUAUCCCUCCAAUGAAUUGAUCAAAGGAAGAUUUGAUCAAUGUAUUUUCACCCAUACAAUAAAAUGUGGAAACAACUGAACAGAAAACUGCGUCCCACUCUAAGGGGCCCUGCGACCAACUCUUGGGUUUGCGACCCACCACUUGAGAACCACUGGUCCAAAGCAACAUCCACUCUUGGUCUGUAGGGGGCAGCAUUACGCUCUAUAGGCCACAGCAGGCCGGAAACUGUGAAGAAGAAGAAAAGCAACAGCCGAAGAAGGAAAGAAGAACAACGUGACAAGUCGAUCCCCUCACAGCCCUCACACAGAGAUGCAGGGAGCUGAGCAGCCUCAUCCUCUGUUUGGAGGAGCACUGUCAGCAGUCAUCCCCCUCACCGCCACAGACAUCAGCGAGCUGAGGGAGAUCCCGGACAGCCAGGAGGUGUUCGCCCACACUCACACCGACCAGAGCCUCAUAGUGGAGCUGGUGGAGUACCAGGCCCAGGUGGCAGACCAGGACUCCGCCAGGUAUCACUUUGAGGACAUCGCAGGCAGCAACAAAGCUCUGGAGGCGGGUGCCUGUGCAGUGAUCAGUGUUGUGGCUCUGCCCAAAUCUGACCUGUCCCUGUCCCAGUGCAGCUCAGCCUGGAUGCUGACGGGGACGCAGAGUGUGUCCAAGUUCAACGAGGAGGCGAGGAACGCGGUGACCCUUCACCUGGGCGUGUUCCGCCUGCCUCAGUUCUCCACAGACGUCCUGAUCACCUUCAAUGACCCGCAGAGCAUCAGCCCUGACAGCAGCAGUGCAGCAGCUCUGGAGACACACAAAGUGCCGUGGAGCUUGCAGGACUUUCAGCGCUUGCUGCAGACUCUGACUCUGCACAACCCCGGGCUGUUUGAAUAGAACCACUGGCAACCUCACCUGAUUACAUUCAGUCUUUCUCUGUGACACCAGUGGGCUGCAUUCAAACCUACCAGGAUGUGCUUAUCCUGGGGCCCCAUGAUGAACAGACCUGUGGGACGAUCUUGAGUCUCAGCCCAGAAGAUUUGAAAGCAGUCCUUCCUCUGCCCUGACACACAUGAAUACACACUCUGUUCCACCUCUGAUGUUUACUUUGUCAUAGAAUGAAAAUGAACAUAUUUUUGUAUCAUAAUCAAUUUUAGAAGUAAUGUUCGGGAUUAUUCCAUUAUUUUUGGAUGGCCUGAGUUAGGCUUAUUCAUAAGUUAAAUGUGUUUCAUAAUUACCUGCAGUGUGGAGGUCUUAUAACGUUUUUCAAGACAUUUCUGAGAGAAAAGUAAGAUUUGAGACAAAUAUCAGACAGGCAGAUGCAGAUUCUCCACUUUUGUUUCCCAACACUUGAGAUAAAAUGAUAUGUACCUUUUAUUGAUCCUCCGUAGAGGAAAUUCACACUCGACACAGCAGCACAAGGAAGUAGCACAGCAGAGGGGAAAUGUAGUAAGAAUAAAAAUUGAAAAUAUGAAAAUAAAUACAAACCUGUUCUUCUAAAUGUGCCA